GUGGGAUAAAAACAACAAAACUAUCAACAACGCAGCAUUGGAUCCCUUUAAUCCCUUUGAUCACUUUUUCAGCCAACAAAUCUUAUUUCAAAUUGAGUUUAGAUCAAACAGGGCGAAAUUGUUAUUGACUAAACAUCAUGGCUAGUGCAUUGCCCGCUGAUGCGCCUGAUACCGCCGCCACCUGCUCCUCCUCCUCCUCCACGCCCACUAAACCACCCACCUGUCUCAUCGUGUUGGGCAUGGCCGGUUCCGGGAAAACCACGUUUGUCCAACGUCUCACUUCAGAUCUCCACGCCCGCAAGAAAUCACCCUACGUGAUCAACUUAGAUCCGGCGUGUUUAGAGGUACCCUACCCAGCCAACAUUGACAUUCGCGACACGGUCAACUACAAGGAGGUCAUGAAGCAAUACGGGCUCGGACCCAAUGGCGGCAUCGUGACGGCCUUGAAUCUCUUCGCUACCAAAUUUGACCAGGUCCUGGAUCUGGUUCAAAAGCGCGCCGGCCUGAGCGAAUUCGUCGUGAUCGACACGCCCGGACAAAUCGAGGUGUUCACUUGGUCAGCCUCGGGCAACAUCAUCACCGAGGCUCUGGCCUCUCAAUGCCCCACCGUGGUGGUGUACGUGAUGGAUUCGGUGCGCUCCACCAAUCCGGUCACGUUCAUGUCCAACAUGUUGUAUGCCUGCAGUAUUUUGUACAAGACCAAGUUGCCUUUUAUCGUGGUGAUGAACAAGAUCGACGUGGUGGACAAUCAGUAUGCCGUGGAAUGGAUGGAGGACUUUGAGUUGUUCCAGGAGGCCUUGAGUCAUGAGACGUCAUAUGUGAGUAACUUGGCCCAGUCACUGUCUCUGGCCUUGGAAGAGUUCUACAGUGUGCUCCGAUCCGUGGGCGUAUCGGCCAUGACAGGCAUGGGUGUGGACAAGUUCUUGGACAAGGUGACCGAAGCGGAACUCGAAUAUGAGACCGAGUACAAAGAGGAAUACCAACGGCUCCGGCGCGAAAAGGACGAGGCCGAAAAAGUCGAGGAGGAGAGGCGAAAAGCGGGCGGGAAAAAAUCGAGUCUCAUUCACUCCAUGCCCAUGGAAUCUGAAUCGGCUAUUUAUUUGCGACAUCCGGGAGAUGAAGAUCAGCCGGAUAGUGAGGAGGAGAGGGACGAUGAAGCCGAGGAGGAGAGUAAAGAACGCGAUUCAUUCCAGAACUAUCUAGCUCGACAUGCUGCCAAGACCAAAGACAAGAUCGAUCAAGUCGCUAAGGAACCUGGCACGAAAUUGUGAUAGUUUGUUGUCAUGAAUCAGAUCAAGUGUUUAAAACAUUUACGGCCUUUGUCUUUAUAAGCCGUGGUUCUUCAUUCACUAGCCUUGUAAAUGUGUGAAAUCGAAACGAGCCGGAAGGUGAAGCAGCAAA
Molecule: messenger RNA, 1401 nt
Organism: Tigriopus californicus
Lineage: Eukaryota; Metazoa; Arthropoda; Copepoda; Harpacticoida; Harpacticidae
Product: GPN-loop GTPase 1-like
Exons: 3
Coding region: 138-1271 (377 amino acids)
Molecular function (GO): GTPase activity
Source: RefSeq, a predicted model, not a curated record